AUGCCGCCGUUCAACCUUGUCUCUGGUCCGGCGAACCUGGUGCUGGCUCUCCUGCUUGUCCAGCAGGUAGCCGCCCAGCAAGCCGCCAACAGCGGUGCUUCCACUCCCACGGUUCUUUCGUCCAUCAUUUUGAACGCCGUCGUCUUUGCCAUUCUCUUCGCCGUCUUCCUCAUCGCCCGUCCCCGUUUCAAGCGUGUCUAUGCCCCUAGAACCUACCUGGUCACCCCGCAGGAGCAGAUCGAGCCGCUCCCUCAGUCACUCUUGGGCUGGCUUCCCGUCUGGCUCAAGACGCCCACCACCACUAUCCUCGAGAAGAAUGGCCUCGACGCCUACAUGUUCGUCGAAUAUCUCGAGAUGAUGCUCUGGGUCUUUGGCCCGAUCUUUGUGCUCUCCUGGGCCGUCCUCAUGCCCGUCUACGGCGCAAAAACCACCGGCGAAGGCACCGGUUUCAACCGCUUCAUCCUCAGUCGCGUUGGCAAGUCUCCCCAGCAACAGAAGCGCUACAUCGCCCCUCUCUUGCUGCAGUGGGUUUUCACCCUCUGGCUGCUCUACAAUAUCCGUUCGCGCAUGACCAAGUUCAUCAAGCUUCGUCAGGAUUUCCUCGUCUCACCUCAGCACGCUAACAGCGCCCAGGCCAAGACUGUCCUGAUCACCGGUAUCCCCAACGAGCUCCUCAGCGAAAAGAAGCUUCGCGCCAUCUACUCGCAGCUCCCCGGUGGCGUCGCCAAGAUCUGGCUCAACCGUAACCUCAAGGAGCUCCCCGACCUCUUCGACGAGCGGGAAAAAUGGAUCAACAAGCUCGAGUCUGCCGAGACCAGCCUCAUUAAGACCGCCUACAAGCUGGUCAAGAAGGGCAAAGCCGAGGAUGCCAGCGGCUCGCUCCCCUCCACCGACCUCGAGAUCGAUGCCGAGGUCGCCGACCAGUAUGUCCCCAAGAAGAAGCGCCCCACCCACAAGCUCGGCAAGGUCCCCUGCAUAGGCGAGAAGGUCGACACCAUCCACUGGUGCCGCGAGGAAAUCGCACGUCUCAACAAGGAGAUUGAAUCCAAGCGCUCCGAGAUUGCCGUCGACUACAAGAACUAUCCUCCUCAGAGCAGUGCUUUCAUCCUGUUCAACACCCAGAUUGCCGCCCACAUGGCUGCUAAGGCGCAGGCUCACCACGAGCCCUACCGCAUGACCAACCGCUACGUCGAGGCGCAUCCGGACGACGUUGUCUGGGCCAACAUGAACAUGAACCCUUACGAGCGCAAGAUUCGCACUGCGAUCGGUUGGGCCAUCACUGUCGUUUUGAUCCUCUUCUGGACGGUUCCCGUCGCCUUUGUCGGCGUCAUCUCCAACAUCAACGGACUCGCCGAAAAAGUGUCCUUCCUCCACUGGCUCAACGACAUCCCCUCCAUUGUUCUCGGCAUCAUCCAGGGUAUCUUGCCCACUGUGCUGCUUGCAGUGCUCAACAUGCUUCUUCCUAUCUUCUUGCGUCUCCUCUCGCGUCUCAGCGGUGUUCCCACCCGCAGUGGCAUCGAACUUGACCUGCAGGGUCGCUUUGCCGCUUUCCAGAUCGUGCAGAACUUCCUCAUGCUUACCUUGAUCUCCGGUAACGCUGGUCAGAUCACCAAAUACGUCCAGGAGGUCGCGUCGCAGCCCUCUCAAUUCCCUGGUCUCUUGGCCGAGGCUAUCCCCAAGGGUUCGCUCUUCUUCCUCAGCUUCAUCGCCCUCCAAGGUCUUUCGGGUGCCGCCUCGCUGUUUGCCCAGAUCCCUGGCCUGGCCGUAUAUUACGUCAAGAAGUUCCUGCUGGCCUCCACGCCCCGCAAGGUCUGGCACAUCGACCACGACACGGGUGGACCCGCCUGGGGCACCCUGUUCCCGAGCAUGACCCUCAUCACGGUCAUCGGCACCGGCUACGUUGUGAUUGCGCCCAUCGUCAACGGCUUUGUCGUGUUUACCUUCUUCCUCUUCUUCCUCGGCUACAAGUACCUCUUCCUCUACGUCUACGAUACCAAGCCAGCUAGCGAGACGUCCGGUCUGUUCUUUGGCAAGGCGAUUCGCCACAUCUUUGUCGGCCUCUACGUAGAGAUGGUGAUGCUCGCCGCCAUCUUCUUCCUCGCCCAGUCGGAAGAUGCGAACGGCCAAAACAAGAAGCAGUCUGCCAUCCCCGAGGGUGCCUUCAUGGUGGUGCUGAUCGUCAUCGUGAUUGGAUUCCACUACUUCCUCAACGACUCGUUCAAGGCGCUCGAGACGGCGCUGCCCCUCACGCUCACCACGGGCACCACCCCGGAUCAGCUGCAGGGCAACUUUACCCGUACUUCGGGCGAGACUGCUUACACCGAGAAGAAGCCGCUCCACGCACAGGGCACUUCGCCCGACGAGAAGGCCCCUGGCGUGCACGGCGAGACCAACGGCUACGGCCUCAAUGGUGCCGGUCCCGCGGGGGAGAAGCACCACGAAUCCGUGCCUGGCCUCACCGAGGAGCAAGAGUCGGCCUUCUACCACCCAUCGCUCACCGGCGAGCAGAAGCCCAUCUGGCUGCCCAACGACAAGUUUGGCAUUGGCCGGGCUGCCGUCGCCUCGGCUCGCAAGGCUGGCCUCGAUGCCACCUACGAGCACACCUCGGUCACUGAGAAGGGCCAGGUCGAGACCGACGCCUACGAGCCUCCCGGUGAGCCCCUCGUCUAG
Molecule: messenger RNA, 2670 nt
Organism: Sporisorium graminicola
Lineage: Eukaryota; Fungi; Basidiomycota; Ustilaginomycetes; Ustilaginales; Ustilaginaceae
Exons: 1
Coding region: 1-2670 (889 amino acids)
Cellular component (GO): plasma membrane
Molecular function (GO): calcium-activated cation channel activity
Source: RefSeq, a predicted model, not a curated record